AUGAUUCAUAAUUCCUUCAGUUUCAGCACCUCUACUAGUACGAUUAUUCAGCAUUAUGAUCAAUAUCAGUAUCCGAACCCCGUAUCCCCUACUCAACAAUAUGUGUCUCUCCUCCAAUCUCUAAUUGCUCGACGGGCUAUCGAGCCUGCAAAGCAACUCCACGCCCGUCUCCACCUAAUGGGCCUGGCUUACAACGUUAAUCUGGCCACAAAACUAGUCAAUUUGUACAGUGUUUGCGACAAUUUGUCAAAUGCCCAUAAUUUGUUCGAUAGAAUUCCUCGGGGAAAUCUUUUCCUAUGGAACGUUUUGAUCCGCGGCUACGCUUGGAAUGGCCCUUAUGAAGUUGCCAUUUCGUUGUAUUAUAAGUUGCAGAAUCAUGGGCUCGAACCCGAUAACUUUACAUUCCCCUUUGUGCUUAAAGCAUGCUCUGCCCUCUCCGAUAUUAGAGUGGGGAUGGAUGUUCACGAGCACGCCGUGAAAACAGGGUGGGAAAGGGAUGUUUUUGUGGGUGCUGCUCUUAUUGAUAUGUAUGCAAAGUGUGGUUCUGUUGAUAGAUCGCGACAAGUGUUUGAUAAGAUUUUGAAUAGGGAUGUCGUGCUUUGGAAUUCUAUGCUGGCUGCUUACACGCACAAUGGGCAUCCGGAGAAGUGUUUGUUGUUAAGUGGUGAAAUGGCUUUUGCCGGUGUACGGCCUACAGUUGCUACUUUAGUGACUGCUAUAUCUGCUUCUGCUGAUGUUGCGGCUCUGCCUAAAGGGCGGGAGCUUCAUGGGUAUGGUUGGAGACAGGGUUUCGAAUCACAAGAUAAGGUGAAGACUGCUCUUGUGGAUAUGUAUGCUAAAUGUGGUUCAGUGGAAGUUGCAAGGGAUUUGUUUGAACGACUUGUGGAUAAGAGGGUUGUAUCUUGGAACGCUAUGAUUACAGGCUAUGCUAUGCAUGGUUAUGCUAAUGAGACACUUGAUUCGUUUAACAGGAUGGUGAGAGAAGCUCAGCCGGAUCAUAUUACUUUUGUUGGGGUUCUAUCAGCUUGCAACCAUGGAGGAAUGUUGGAUCAGGGAAGAAGAUUUUUUGAUUUGAUGACUAGAGAUUAUCAAAUAGAACCUACUGUUCAACAUUAUACAUGCAUGGUUGAUCUCCUUGGACAUUGUAAUCGGUUGAAUGAUGCAUAUUGUCUUAUAUUGCAGAUGAAAGUGCAGCCAGAUUCUGGUGUAUGGGGUUCUUUGCUUAACUCGUGCAAGAUACAUAAAAAUUUGGAGUUGGCAGAGCUGGCAUUAGAGAGGCUAAUCGAGCUUGAACCUGAUGACGCUGGCAACUACGUGAUAUUGUCAAACAUGUAUGCACAAGCCGGGAGGUGGGAAGGAGUUGCAAAGUUGAGAAAAUUGAUGACAGAUAGAGGUUUGAAGAAAAGCGUGGCUUGCAGUUGGAUUGAGGUGAAGAAUAAAGUCCAUGCAUUUCUAUCUGGAGACACAUCUCAUCCUUUGUCUGAUGACAUAUAUGCAGAGCUAGAGAGAAUUGGAGGCUUGAUGGCACAGGCUGGUUAUGUUCCAAAUAUUUCACCCGUUUUCCAUGAUGUUGAUGAUGAUGAAAAGAGAAAAAUGAUUUUUAGCCAUAGCGAAAGGUUAGCAAUUGCAUUUGGACUCAUUAGUACGUCACCUGGAACUAGGCUCUUAAUAUCCAAGAAUCUUAGGGUGUGUGAGGACUGCCAUGUUGCAAUAAAGUUUAUCUCAAAGAUUACCCAGAGGGAGAUCACCAUUAGAGAUGUCAAUCGGUAUCACCAUUUCAAAGAUGGUGUAUGCUCUUGUGGUGAUUUUUGGUAAAUGGUAAAUGCAGUCUGAACUCUGAAGCCGGGAUGGUCAGUGUGAGUUCAGAAGACGAGUCACUUCAUGGGAAACUCACAGAUGCUCGAAUCUUUGUUCGAGUGGAAUUGGAGCCUCAAAGGAAUGAGUUGGUCAUUACCAUACAGAAGGAUGCCGGCAGUGUUUCUCUCGGCAAGAAAUGAUGUCAGAAGAAGAAGAAGAAAAUUGCUGCAAAGUGAUCGCUGUUCAUGGCAUAUCAUCAACGGCAGUAAUCAGAAAUCACCACUUGUUGAUGAGAUGCCAUGAGCACGAUCAGCUUGCAAUAAUUCGUCGGAAGUUGAAACUCUCGUCUCAGGGAAGUCUGUCCGGUCCGGAGAUGAUAUAUAGCAUUUAACCAGUCGCCGUU
Messenger RNA from Coffea eugenioides, 2200 nucleotides. RefSeq names its product pentatricopeptide repeat-containing protein At3g46790, chloroplastic-like. The transcript has a single exon. The record is from RefSeq and is a predicted model, not a curated record. Bases 1 to 1815 code for a protein of 604 amino acids. Lineage: Eukaryota; Viridiplantae; Streptophyta; Magnoliopsida; Gentianales; Rubiaceae. Gene Ontology annotation, molecular function: RNA binding; zinc ion binding; protein binding. Gene Ontology annotation, biological process: RNA modification.